AUGGCCGCACAAAAAUGCGUUGUUUAUCAAUGGGGCGCGUUUGGCCGCGUUUCCUUCGCUGGCGAACGGACAGUACCAAAAAAAUUGGAAUUUAUUGUUGUCUCACCGUUUGGAUUCAAUUUAGAUCAAAUUAUAAAAAAAGUCACUUGCCAGGCAUUUUCACUGAUUUGUGGAUUAAAUGUAGCUGGUCAAAUGUUGAAAGCGAUUCGAGAAUUGCAUUCGAUUGGAAUUUUGCAUCGAAAUAUUCAUCCGGGAGCAUUUUACUGUGGAAUUGGCGGAGAAAGAGAGGGAAAGAUUUAUCUGCAAGAUUUUAGAGCACAUCGCAGAUUUUUGGAUGCGAAUAAGAAAGUUAUUGUAAGUUUUUUCUGAGGAAGAAUAUUGUAGAAAUUUUUGAGAAAAAUCUGUAUAGGACUUUCAAUUUUCAGAACAUUUUCUAAAAAAAAAUCUCAAUUUUUACAGCCAGCUCGCUCAAAAGUCAAACGCUAUGGUUUCACUCGUUUCUCAUCCCGUGCAAAUUUACAAGAAAAAGAACAAAGUCGAAAAGAUGAUCUAGAAUCAUGGAUUUAUUCAAUUUUCUCAAUAAUGGACCUCGAUUCACUGUUUUGGAAAAAAGACAAAGAAAUUCAAUCAAUAAUUGAGAAAAAAGAGGAAUUCAUGAGAAAUUCGCCACAAAAAGAGGCAGAAAUGUAUAAAAAUGUGCCGAAAGAAAUGCGAUUAUUGAUUGAAAAUAUUGCCCAGCUACAGUAUGAAAGUGAGCCGGAAUAUGAGAAAUUGUCGGGAAUUUUGGCGGAGAUUCAAAGUGCGCGAAAAUUCGCUACGGAUUUGUGUGAUUGGAUUGGAAUGGGAAAAGAAGUUGCGGGGAAUAUGGAAGGCGAGACGAAAAAUAGUGCGGGAAAUCGAAUGAGUGGAGAAGGCGAUAUUAAGUAAGGGUUUUGGGUAGCGAAGGUGUUGUGUUCGGGAUUUUUUGAACAGGAAAUCGUAAUUUUUGGAAGAUUUAUAGCCUCAAGAAUUGUAACAUAAGCAAUAUAAACAGAAAAACAUUGUUAAUGUUAGGAGGAACUUUUUGGCUACAGUACCUCACAAUUCCACCUACUUUCCAGCAUCAACAUUGCAAAAAACAAAAAAGGAGCUCGUAAGAAGCUGCUUCCUGGAGACAUCAUAAAAUCGGUAGAUCAAAAAACGGGCUGGAAAAAUGUGUGUCUUCUGGGAAGUGGUGGAUUCGGCGAUGUUUAUAAAGUUCAUCGCGAAGGAAGUCCGCCAGACAAAUGUUAUGCUUUGAAAACAGAAAGUGAAGAAGGAGAAAAAAGAUUUUUGAGAUUGAAAAUUGAGGUUACUGUAAUGAUGAAAACAUCGGAUAAAUCCAAGAAUUUCGAGCAUUUUAUCGAAUUUAUCGAUCGCGGAAAAUGUGAUGAACUUCGUUGUAAAUUUGUUGUGAUGGGAUUGGUUGGACCAAGUUUGGAUGAUAUUAGGUAACUGAUUUUUAAAAGAAUUCGCCACGUAGCCUCAAUUUUACUGCAAAACAGUCUAGAAAUCCUUAUAAAUAAAAAUUUCAGAGUCAAAUAUUUGGUGUCAAACUUCACCAAACACACAUGUUUCAAUAUUUUCAUUCAAUCAGUGAUUGCAAUUCGAGAUUUACAUAGUUUGGGAUAUUUGCAUCGAGACAUAAAACCGGCAAAUUAUGCGGUUGGAAUUGGUGAAAAUGAGCAAAUUGUUUAUAUGUUGGAUUUUGGAAUCGCGAAAUUGUUUGUGGAUUCUGAUGGAAAACAUAAAACACCGAGGAAAAAAGUGAAAUUUUUGGGAACUUUGAGAUUUGCAGCAAGAGCUUGUAUGAGACAAAUUGAACAGGGAAGGAAAGAUGAUUUGGAAUGUUGGAUUUAUAUGGUAAGCAUAGCGAAUGGAUUUUUUCGUAGCCUAGAAAAACAGACUUUGGUUUUCUAUGUCUCUUGAGGAUGAGUUUCUGGAAAAUCUACACUUGUUUUCUAGGAUACGGAGCCUUCUGGAUCAAAUUUAGUUUUCUAUUCUCUCACUAUAAUUUAAACUUUCAUCAGAUGUUCGAUCUAAUCGAUGAUAUGGCUGGAUUACCGUGGAAAAGAAUUGUCGAACCCAAAGCUAUUCUCAAAUCAAAAGAGAAACUGUUCAAUAAUGAACGUAAGUAUUUUUUUAUUUGCACCAAAAAAAUAUUCAAAUUCUCUAUUUUUGUAGACCCAGAAGUGUAUAAAAGAAUGCCAAAAUCAAUGCAGCAAUUAUUACAAUAUGUCAAUAAUUUGGAACACGAAUCGGCUCCAGAUUAUGAAUAUAUUUUGCAAUUUCUACGAACUUGUGCAAAAGAUCACGGAAUAAAAGUCGACAAAAAAUUGGAUUGGAUUGGAAAAUUGAAAAAGAAGGCAUUUGAUAGUGAUUCGGAUAAAUCGGCCGAACAUAAGAAUUCCGGAGAUGAUUCGGAAUAA
Messenger RNA from Caenorhabditis angaria, 2447 nucleotides. NCBI's taxonomy places the organism in Eukaryota, Metazoa, Nematoda, Chromadorea, Rhabditida, Rhabditidae. The record is from the annotation of a GenBank genome assembly.